GUGGGGGCAGAACAGAAGGGAGAGGACAGCGGGGCACGCGCUCUCCCAACACCUGCACCUGGUCACUUGAUUCGCAUUCAAACAGCCUCAAACUCCCUUUAAGGGACCAGCGGAGCCUCGUCUCGCCGUCGUCGCGGUGAUGGUCGCUGCCUUCCGGGCGUAAACUUUCGGGAAAGAAGUGUCCCGCGCGUGCGGGGCUCCUGCUGCGCGCGCGCGCGCGCUCCGUUUUUUUUUGAAUGGACGAGAAGGUCGUCGGUGUCUAGCGAGCGGUUAUUGUUCGCGUCGAGGGGAAUCUGCGGCCACACCGGACUGGUUUUAUGGCUGCGCAGCGCGGCUGAGGCAAUUUUUUCCAACGCGGGGAAUGCGGCGGUAACAUCCCGCAAGUUUCGCUUCCGAGAGACGCAGCGGAUCGAGAGAAAGUCCGAAACCGAAGAUUUAGAUCUCUGUGGGCUACCUGCAUGACUGUUACCAUGACAGCAUCUGGAGCCCAGCUUGUGCUGUUGGCCCUGUGCGUGUGCAGAGGCUCCGGCCUGCAGCAGACCGCUCCGAGGGUGCGACUCUCCUUCAAAGAGCUGAUGGACACUCGGGCCGCCCGCCCUUUCAGCUUCUCCUUCAACACCAGCGACUACCGGGUCCUUCUGAUGGAUCAGGACCAGGGCCGGUUGUACCUGGGCAGCCGGGAGUACCUGGUGGCCCUGGACAUGCACAACGUCAACAAGGAGCCGCUCAUAAUCCACUGGCCGGCGUCCGCUAAGAGAAAAGGAGAAUGUCAGAUGACGGGAAAAGGAAAGCAGGGUGAAUGCGCCAACUUUGUGCGUUUGAUUGAGCCGUGGAACCGCACCCACCUCUACACCUGCGGCACGGGGGCGUACCAGCCCACCUGCACGUUCAUCAACAGGGGCUGGAGGGCAGAGGUGAGGCGGGGGAGGCGCUCACGGCUCCCCGGGAGGGAUUUACCCCCCCCCCCCCCGCCCAGAAAGCUUAGUGCUGCUGAAUAUUUCAGGACUCCAAACUGGGCCACUGGUUUGUUUGUGAUGUUCCCGCGUUCCCUUGUGACGCCCCUGCUGUCUGACUUGCCUCUGCAGGACUACCUGUUUAGGCUGGUCCCUGGGUACGUGGACUCGGGGAAGGGAAAGUGUUCCUACGAUCCCAAACAGGAGAGCGUGGCAGUUCUGCUCAAUGGCAACCUGUACGCAGGCGUGCAUAUCGACUUCAUGAGCACAGACGCCGCUCUGUUUAGGACCAUGGGAGGGAGGACGGCCAUCCGUACGGAGCAGUACGACUCCAGGUGGCUCAACGAGCCCGUGUUUGUUCAGAUCCAGCAGAUCCCUGACAGCGCAGAACGGAACGACGACAAGCUCUACUUCUUCUUCCGGGAGAAGACUCUGGACUCCAGCAGCGGGACGAGCCCCAGCGUUCUGGCCCGGGUGGGACGGGUGUGUCUGAAUGAUGAAGGAGGACAGAAGUCCCUGGUGAAUCGCUGGACGACGUUCCUGAAGGCCCGUCUCAUCUGUUCAGUGAUCGGAGACGACGGCGUGGAGACGCGAUUCGACGAACUGCGGGACGUGUUUAUUCAACCCACGCAGGACGAAAGAAGCCCGAUGGUGUACGCGCUCUUCACCACAGCAGGCUCUGUGUUCAAGGGCUCGGCCGUCUGCGUCUACUCCAUGGCUGACAUCCGCAACGUCUUCAACGGACCCUUUGCCCACAAACAUGGACAUAAUUAUCAGUGGACAGAGUACACGGGCAGGAUUCCCUACCCACGGCCUGGAACGUGUCCAGGAGGAACCUUCACGCCCGGCAUCCGUUCCUCCAGGAACUUUUCAGACGAGGCCGUGAAUUUCAUCAGGGCCCACCCCCUCAUGUUCCACCCGGUGUAUCCGAUCCACCGCCGCCCCCUGGUGGUGAGGACGGGCGUGGACUAUCGCUACACCGCCCUGGUGGUGGAUCAGGUGGAUGCCGUGGACGGGCGCUACGAGGUGCUGUUCCUGGGGACAGAUCAGGGGACUGUGCAAAAGAUCAUCGUGUUGCCUAAAGACCCGACCAGCAUGGAGGAACUCACCCUGGAGGAAGUGGAGGUUUUCCGUAGCAGGGCUCCAGUCAAAACAAUGAAGAUAUCGUCCAAAAGACAACAGCUGUACGUGUCGUCGGACGCGGGUCUGACCCAGGUGUCGCUGCACCGCUGCGGCGCUUACGGCCGGGCCUGCUCCGACUGCUGCCUGGCCCGCGACCCCUACUGCGCCUGGGACGGGGAGAGCUGCUCCGCCUUCACCCCGUCCACCAAAAGGCGGAGCAGAAGGCAGGACGUCAAACACGGCGACCCGCUGAGGCAGUGCCGGGGCUUCAACGCCAAAGUGGAGAAGCGUCUGCGAGAGAUGGUGCAGUUCGGGGUGGAGGGCAGCAGCACCUUCCUGGAGUGUCAGCCCCGGUCCCCACAGGCCACGGUCAAGUGGCUCUUCCAGAGGGAGGGGAGGAGGAAAGUGCUGAACCGCGCGGGCGGCGCCCUGAGGACGGCGCACGGCGUCCUCCUGACGUCCCUCAACCAGUCGGACGCCGGCCUCUACCAGUGCGUCGCCACGGAGAACAACUUCAAGCACACGGUGGCGCGCGUGGCGCUGCGCGUCCUGGACCGCGACAUCGUGCUGGCGCUCACGGCGCGGGACGAGGACGAGGACGAGGAGCCCGGGGCCCGGCGCGCGGCGCCGCUCCCCCGGGCGCCCCUCCCCCCCACGCCCUUCCCCCCCGAGAUCAGACUGAUCAACCAGUACUGCCAGUCCUACUGGGAGCAGCUCAGCCCCAAGCAGCAGCAGCAGCAGCAGCAGCAGCAGCAGCGCAAGCGCACCAGCCGCAGGCACACAGAGAGCCAGGACCAGGGCCUCGGCUAGAGCACGGAGCCGGUCCGGACGGAGCCGCGGACUUUUAUGUUGGGGCGUCGCCUCCAUCCAUAGGCAGAGAUACUGGCAGGCUCGUGGCAUAAUGCUAUAUUGGUGGUUUUGCACGUUAAGGCUCAAAUACAUGAUUCGAUUGGUCACAUCACUCGUGAAACGUUCGACUCAGACCGGACCGUUCACCCUCACACGCGUCACACCAAGUAAAUACAUGCUCAACCGGCUCCAACAUGCAGAACCACACGUAUGUGUGUCUCGAAACGCAAAUGUAAUAUAUUGAUUGUGAAUAUAAUAUAUAUGGUCGUUGAUGGUGCAUAUCGGUGCAUGCGUGUCCGUGUCAGCAAGCUGUACAUUUACCGUGGAGACACCCCCCCCCCCCCCCCCCCCCCCGCUCCGUGUGUGACGCCGCUCCUAUGGUGUAACGUGACCCGUUUAAGCUAAUCCCGUUGGAUGUUGUCGUGCAGUGGCUUCCCUCUAUGUGUAGCUACAGUGUUCCAGUUCCAGUUAUGCACUUUGUCGGUGGUGGUCGUAGAGAGAAUUUGGGAUGUUUGCACAGAUGUGUGAGAAAAUGAUACACAAUUGAUUCUUUUUUUUUUUUUAAUGUAAAGUAUGUUGUUAUGAAAAACAGGAAUGAAACUGGCUAAAGUUUAGUUUUGGUUGUUGGUGUUCAGUCAUGCUGUAUUUACAUGUUUUAAAAAAAAAAAAAAAAAAAAAAAGCACAAGGAGCAGGACGUGUCCUGAGCCACCGUUCACCUUCAUUGUGAGUAGCUGUGUUAUGUGCUUUCAUCCUAAACAAUCCUACACUGGAGAUGUUUGAACAAAUAUAUCAAAGUGUCAGAAUUCUCUUUAA
Molecule: messenger RNA, 3738 nt
Organism: Betta splendens (Siamese fighting fish)
Lineage: Eukaryota; Metazoa; Chordata; Actinopteri; Anabantiformes; Osphronemidae
Product: semaphorin-3F-like
Exons: 17
Coding region: 459-2885 (808 amino acids)
Biological process (GO): axon guidance; semaphorin-plexin signaling pathway; neural crest cell migration
Molecular function (GO): semaphorin receptor binding; chemorepellent activity
Source: RefSeq, a predicted model, not a curated record